Parathielavia appendiculata is the source of this 1464-nucleotide messenger RNA. RefSeq lists its product as uncharacterized. NCBI's taxonomy places the organism in Eukaryota, Fungi, Ascomycota, Sordariomycetes, Sordariales, Chaetomiaceae. Bases 328 to 1269 code for a protein of 313 amino acids. The transcript has a single exon. The record is from RefSeq and is a predicted model, not a curated record. Gene Ontology annotation, molecular function: NADP binding; oxidoreductase activity, acting on the CH-OH group of donors, NAD or NADP as acceptor.
AACGCAUUCAUCGCAUCGGCAUGAGUCAAUGCCGGUCUUUUAUCCUUGUAAAUGAUUAUGAAUCGAGAUAUGCGAAACGGGAUGGAAGAGUAUGGACUGUAGCAUUUUUGAAAUUCUACUGCUGAGAUGGGGCGUUUCGAUGGGCAUGAGCCAUCAAAGGCUUGCGUUUCUUUGCGACAAAUGAAGUAUAAAGCAUUCAACAUCAACCUUCGACAUCACAACUUUACCAGCAGCGGCCAGCUUCAGCAGACAAACACAGCUCGAACAUCCAGUCAACAAACAAGCACUCAACACAACACACCCUCUUCACUCUCACCAACUACAACAAUGGCCACCGUCACAGCUAUCGGCAUCGGCAACAUGGGCUCCGCCCUAGCCCGCACCCUCCUCAAGGGCCCGUCGGCCCCUCAGCUCACCAUCUGGAACCGUACGGCCGACCGCCCCCUCGUCAAGUCCCUUGUCAGCGAGGGCGCGCACUUCGAGCCGUCCAUCACGUCGGCCAUCGCCCGCAGCGACAUCCUCCUCAUCUGCCUCUUCGACUAUCCAACCAUCUACUCAGCCUUCUCCCCGUUGGCAGACGCUUCCUCCUCCCAGCCCCUGACCGGCAAGACCGUCAUCAAUGUGACCAACGGCACGCCGCGCCAGGCGCGCGCCAUGGAAUCCCACCUCAAGUCCCUCGGCGCAUCCGCCUACUUCGACGGCGGCAUCAUGGUUACCCCGCAGCUCGUCGGCACGCCCGCGGCGUUCGUCGUGCUCAGCGGCGAGACGGAGCAGGCCUACACGGCACUCGCGGCGGCCCUGCUCAAGCCCAUCGGCAUGGUGCAGUACGUCGCCGAGGACCCAGGCGCGGCGUCGCUCUACGACGUCGCUGCGCUCGCGGGCAUGUACGGCAUGUUUAUUGGAUCGAUGACGGGUAUGGCGCUGCUCAAGAAGCAGAAGCUGCGCAAAAAGGCUGGUCAGGAGGAUAAGGAGGCGGGCAAGGUGCUGGUGAAGCCCGCGACGGACGGGGUCAUGGUGCCCCUGCUGAAUGCGCUGGUUCCGUACGUGUCGCUGAUUGCGGACAACAUUGACAAGGAGGCGUGGAUGGAUGAUAUGGGGAAUCCGUUGGCGAUGCAGAUGGCGGGUGUCAGGAAUAUUGUGCAGGCCUGCGAGGAGGAGGGCGUGGAUGGGAAUGGACUGAAGUACUUGCUGGAGUUGAUGGAGCGCGCGGUGAAGGAUGGGUUCGGAGGUGGUGGUGUGCCGGCUGUUGGCAAGUAUCUGUUGGAGUGAAGGUAAAAUCCUGACAAGGCGGGAAGUGAGACGGAUGGUUGGGAUUUGUAGUUGGGGCUCGCUUUCUGACUCUGAGACUGGAGGGGCCCAAUGUCCCAUCGGGAAGUCGUGUACGGUACUUCGUCGUUCUCAUCGUAGCAGCUCAUCAAAAGAUUCGCUCGAGUCUCGAGUUCCAAGUCCUUUGGCAACCGCAGC